CAAGAGAGAUGUUUCUAGUGGGAAGCCUCGUCCUCUGUGGGCUGCUGGCCCAGAGCACAGCACAGCUGGCAGGCCUGCCAUUGCCCCUGGGCCAGGGCCUGCCCUUGCCCCUGGACCAGGGCCUGCCCUUGCCCCUGGACCAGGGCCUGCCUUUGCCACUGAACCAGGGCCUGCCUUUGCCACUGGGCCAGGGUCUGCCUUUGGCUGUAAGCCCAGCACUGCCUUCAAAUCCUACAGAUCUUCUGGCUGGAAAAUUCACAGAUGCUCUCAGUGGUGGCCUGCUGUCUGGGGGACUGCUGGGCAUUUUGGAAAAUAUUCCACUCCUGGAUAUUAUAAAGUCUGGAGGAGGCAAUUCUAAUGGUCUUGUUGGGGGCCUGCUUGGAAAACUGACAUCAUCCCUUCCUCUCCUGAACAACAUCCUCGACAUAAAAAUCACUGAUCCCCAGCUGCUGGAACUUGGCCUUGUGCAAAGCCCUGAUGGCCAUCGUCUCUAUGUCACCAUCCCUCUGGGCUUGAAACUCAAAGUGAAUAUGCCCGUAGUUGGAAGUCUUUUGGAAUUGGCCGUGAAGCUGAACAUCACAGCAGAAGUCUUAGCCGUGAAAGACAAUCAGGGGAGGAUUCAUCUGGUUCUUGGUGACUGCACCCACUCCCCUGGCAGCCUGAAUAUCACCUUGCUCAAUGGAGUCACUCCAGUUCAAAACUUUUUAGACAACCUCACAGGGAUACUGACUAAAGUCCUUCCUGAGCUGAUCCAGGGCAAGGUAUGUCCUCUGGUCAAUGGGAUUCUCAGUGGUUUGGAUGUCACCCUGGUGCAUGACAUUGCUGACUUACUGAUCCAUGGACUGCAGUUUGUCUUCAAAAUUUAGGCUUCCCAUGAAGGAAGGCCUACCUUGGUUGAGCUGAAUCAUUUCUUGCUGCUCAGUCUCCCGCCUCUUGCCCAGUCUCCCAUGGCUCACAGAAAGGGGCCCACAUCCUGGAAAAAUUAUGUCU
Messenger RNA from Apodemus sylvaticus (European woodmouse), 990 nucleotides. It is a transcript of the gene Bpifa1, whose product is annotated as BPI fold containing family A member 1. The transcript has 8 exons. Gene Ontology annotation, molecular function: lipid binding. Gene Ontology annotation, biological process: negative regulation of single-species biofilm formation in or on host organism; immune response in nasopharyngeal-associated lymphoid tissue; antimicrobial humoral immune response mediated by antimicrobial peptide. The record is from RefSeq and is a predicted model, not a curated record. The coding region runs from base 9 to 866 and encodes 285 amino acids. NCBI's taxonomy places the organism in Eukaryota, Metazoa, Chordata, Mammalia, Rodentia, Muridae.